Messenger RNA from Leptinotarsa decemlineata (Colorado potato beetle), 2900 nucleotides. RefSeq names its product TBC domain-containing protein kinase-like protein. Gene Ontology annotation, molecular function: ATP binding; GTPase activator activity; protein kinase activity. The record is from RefSeq and is a predicted model, not a curated record. NCBI's taxonomy places the organism in Eukaryota, Metazoa, Arthropoda, Insecta, Coleoptera, Chrysomelidae. Gene Ontology annotation, biological process: protein phosphorylation; activation of GTPase activity.
AUGUAAUGAUUUUGAGAUUUAUAAUCAUAACCUAAAGUAUUGUUUUUGAAAGAAUAUAAAUUUCAGUUUUGAAAUUCGAUAUAUUUAUUCUCCACCGAUAAAAUUAUAUGACAAGCAGAAACAAAAAUACAAGUUUGCAUUUUGAAUAUCUGUAAAUAACUUUUUUUCGCAUAUUUUAGAAGUCCAGAAUGGUGACAGUUUCUUUAUUGAAAAACCCCGAAAUGCGAUUUGGAUCAAUUACAUUCUUUGCGAAACAACACAAAGAGGAUAUGUGUGGUAGCAACGGCUUACCUCUUACACCCAAUUCUAUUAUAAUAUAUGGACGAGCUCAAGUGCUAAAAUCAAUAAAAAGUCCGUUUUUGUGCCAUUAUCUAGAUAUAAUUCGCGGAAAACAUGAACGAACCAUAGUUGUUUCGCAAUAUUGUGGUACACCAUUGAGCAAACUCAUUGAAAAAGGGGAUUUUGCAUUGAAUGACAUUAAAAAAAUCGCAUAUCAGCUACUACAAGGCUUGAAGGAGCUGCAUGAAAGAAAUAUUGUACACCGUAAUUUAAGUACUGAAAAUAUUUUGUAUCAAGGAGAUACAAUCAAGUUGUUUAAUUACGGGCUUUAUCACCUUACAGAUAAUGGCAAACUUGUGUCGUUUCCUAUAAUACAACUAUUGUAUGCCGCCCCAGAAAUCUAUAUAGAUGAAAUAGAAGCAAGUUUACCAAACCCGAAAGUGGACAUUUGGGCUCUAGGAAUAAUCCUCACUGAACUUGUUCUGAAAAGAUUCUUAUGGAGUUCUCUGAAGCUGGACCAUAGAAUAAGAAAGGUUUUAAGUCUGCUGCAGUCGAGUACAUCCAUUUUUGAAAGAAUUUCAAGAGAACAUAACGCCUAUGAUGAAUACGUGAAUUUAGAUGAAGACUUGAAAAAUUUAAUAGAAUCAUGUCUGAAUAUAUAUCCAGAAAAAAGGCCUAGCUGUGAAGAACUACUUCAGCGAGACAUUUUCAGUGGUUUCAAAGACUUCACUCCAUCUAAAAAUAAACAGUUACGCAAACCGUUUGAAAUUUUCACAAUACACGAAUUGUAUCACUGGUGGCAAUUGGCUGGAGGAGAUGUUCUGCAAGAACUAAAAAAACAAGGAUUGAUUCGAUCUAGCCCACCUGUGUUAUCGCUGCCACACUUAGUUCUCAUAGAAGGCAGCAUUUUGGGCCAGGAAAGAAAUCCCGCUACAUUAUAUGAUCCCCGGAUUGUAGAGAUGCCUUUGGACACUCUCUACCAGAGAUUUGAAAACAUACCCUUCGUUUCUUACUACCCCCUAAUUCAAAUCAAGUCCGAUAUAAUAAAUCAGUCAGAACCACCCUCCUAUGAUGCUACAGGCCUACCCCUCAUAAUCAAAGAAAGGGAUCCGGAAUAUCAAUUCCAAAGAGUGAUACUGCUUAGAAGGUUAUUACAUGGUUAUCCGUUUACCAGGGACUUAAUUCUCAAAGAAGCAGAGAAAGACAUACCUCCUCUGCUCAGAGGAGAGAUAUGGGCUGCAUUGCUAAACGUCAAAGGAGAUUACAAAGCUCAAUAUAUGAGAAUUGACAAAUAUACUCCGACAGCAACAGAUCGACAGAUUGAAGUUGACAUUCCUAGAUGUCAUCAAUACAACGAAUUAUUAUCAUCUGCAGAAGGUCACAGAAAAUUGAAGAGGAUUCUCAAAGCUUGGGUAUACAAGAAUUCUCAAUUUGUUUACUGGCAAGGACUUGACUCUCUAACAGCUCCAUUUCUCUACCUCAAUUUCAAUGAUGAAGCUAAAGCUUUUGCCUGCUUGUCAGAAUUUGUGCCGAAGUUCCUGCACAAAUUCUUUUUGAAGGAUAAUUCAGCUGUGAUAGAGGAGUACCUUGCAAAAUUUUCACAGCUCAUAGCGUUCCACGAUCCGGAAUUGGCGAAUCAUUUAUACGAGAUAAAUUUUUAUCCUCAGCUUUUUGCCAUACCAUGGUUUUUGACGUUAUUUUCACACGUUUUUCCUCUAUAUAAAAUACUCCAUCUGUGGGACAAGGUGCUGUUGGGAAAUUCUUCGUACUCACUGCAUAUCGGUCUGUCGAUAUUGACUCAGCUGAGAGAUCGAUUGCUGACGUCAGGUUUCAACGAAUGUAUUCUGCUGUUUUCUGAUCUACCUGAGGUGGAUAUUGAAAAAUGCGUGGUACUUUCGAAUAGUACUUUCAAAACAACACCCACAAGCAUAACAGCAAGGCAACAUGAGAAUGAGGAGUAUCGAAUGAAAACUGAAUACGAUAUAGAGAACAUCACCCUUGAAGAACUCAAGAAAGAAAGAUAUCCGAGAAUAAGUGCCCAUGACGUAAUUAAUUUGGUUCGUAACCAACCAGAUGAUAUUUUAGUUGUUGACAUUCGAAACUUGACUCAAUUCAACAGGUGCAGUGUCACUGGAAGUAUCAAUAUACCUUUUUCCAGUGUAUCUUUCAGCGAGAAGAAAUUGGAAAAUGUUGGCCAGCACUACGCUCUUUUAGAAAAUAGCAAAGAUAAAAUAGUGGUAGUUGUUGGAGAUGAGGACUCUGAUUUGGAAUUGUUCCCAACAUUCCUGUUGAAUUGUAAUGUGAGGAAAGUCUGCGUUUUGCAUGGCAGUUUCAACAUACUCAUACCUGUUUCGCCGACUAUCUUAGUUUCACAGAGCCACAAUAUCUGAUAAUCGUAUCAUUGAGAUCUAAUAUUUUUUGACUGUGUUAUACAGCUGCCGGACUUAGUCAUGGCUGGUGAGAAGCCCCUCCCUCAAGAUGUGCAGUAGAUGUGUAGAAAUCUGUUAUCAGUCUGUUAGAUUAUUCGUGCAGUAAACAUCCAAACUGCAAACAAAAGUUUCUAUUUCUUUUUUCCAAAUUCUUUUUUUGUCAUACACCGACCCAACCUUUAUGCAGAUACG